Colius striatus (speckled mousebird) is the source of this 2435-nucleotide messenger RNA. It is a transcript of the gene MCOLN2, whose product is annotated as mucolipin TRP cation channel 2. Lineage: Eukaryota; Metazoa; Chordata; Aves; Coliiformes; Coliidae. The transcript has 14 exons. Gene Ontology annotation, molecular function: NAADP-sensitive calcium-release channel activity. The record is from RefSeq and is a predicted model, not a curated record. Gene Ontology annotation, cellular component: plasma membrane; lysosomal membrane. Bases 272 to 1879 code for a protein of 535 amino acids.
CGGGCCGGGCCGGGCUGGGGCGGGAGGUGCGCUGCCCACUGCGGUGCCGCCGCCCGUUGCGGGUGGAGCGGCGAUGCGAGGCGCGGGCCGGGCUCAGCCCAGCCGCGGUACGGGUCAGGGCGGCCGUGCGGAGCCGCGAUAACGGCCGUGUCCCCGGCGGCGGCGGGCAGGGGCACCCGCGGGCGGGUCUGGGGCGCAGCGCGCCGGGCGUCGCGCCCGACAGCGGCCGGGAUGUUGCUUCAUGUGGUAAAUUCGCUGCGUAAGGGAUACGAUGACUCAGUCAGAUUUAGAUCUUAAAGAGAUGGCACUGAAAGAAGAUUUGAAGUUUUACUUUAUGAACCCAUGUGAAAAAUACAGAGCAAGACGUCAAAUACCGUGGAAACUGGCUUUGCAGAUCUUGAAGAUAGUCAUGGUUACUACACAGCUUAUUUUUUUUGGUCUGAGUAACCAGUUGGUGGUCUCUUUCAAAGAGGAAAACACUAUUGCUUUUAAACACCUAUUCCUGAAAGGCUAUUCUGGAGUUGAUGAAGAUGACUACAGCUGCAGCAUAUAUACACAACAGGAUGCAUAUGACAGCAUUUUUUAUGUUAUUAAUCAGUACAGACAAUUAAAGAACAUAUCCCUGGGGACACUUGGUUAUGACCAUGAAGGUUCAGGUUUAAAAAUCUGUAAACAACAGUACAAGAAAGGCACAAUGCUUCCUUCCAAUGACACGCUAAACAUAGAUGUUUCUACUGAAACAGAAUGUAUGUUUUUAAAGCCACAGGAGCUGGCUACCAAGAAAGCUGAACUGAAGAUGAAUUCCUCUUUUUUCAAUCUUGAAUUUUACAGACUUAUACAGGUUGAAAUCUCCUUCAAGCUGAAAGGCAUUGCUCUGCAGACAAUCCAUGCCCGUGAAUUGCCUGACUGCUAUGCAUUUCAAAAUACUAUAACUUUCAAUAAUAAAGCCCACAGUGGAAAAAUCAAAAUCUAUUUUGAUAGUGACACUGAUAUUCAAGAAUGCAAGGACUGGCACAUAUUUAGCUCUGUUCUCCAGAAAAACACUCAGUAUAUUCUGGCCUUUGAUGGAUUUGUCAUUUUAAGUUGCUUUGCUUCUCUCAUCUUGUGCACAAGAUCCAUUGUUCUUGCCUUGAGACUACAAAAAAGAUUUGUGAACUUCUUCUUGGAGAAAUAUGAACGUCACGUCUGCCACACUGAUCGCCUGGAGUUCAUAAAUGGAUGGUAUGUCCUGGUAAUUAUCAGUGAUGUGAUGACAAUCAUUGGGUCAAUCCUAAAAAUGGAAAUAAAAGCCAAGAACCUCACAAGUUACGAUGUCUGCAGCAUUUUACUUGGAACAUCAACUUUGUUUGUCUGGGUUGGAGUCAUCAGAUACCUGGGAUAUUUUCAAACCUACAAUGUGCUCAUUCUAACUAUGCAGGCAUCAUUGCCCAAAGUGCUCAGGUUUUGUUGUUGUGCUGGGAUGAUUUAUCUUGGCUAUACUUUCUGUGGUUGGAUUGUCCUGGGACCUUAUCAUGAAAAGUUUGAAGAUCUGAACACAGUGGCUGAGUGUCUCUUUUCUUUGGUCAACGGUGAUGAUAUGUUUGCAACGUUCGCUCAAAUCCAGCAGAAGAGCACACUGGUGUGGGUGUUCAGUCGGUUAUAUCUGUACUCCUUCAUUAGUCUGUUUAUAUACAUGAUCCUCAGCCUUUUUAUUGCACUCAUUACCGACUCCUAUGACACCAUAAAGAAAUACCAACAAAGUGGGUUUCCAGUAACAGAUCUACAUGAAUUUCUAAAGGACCGUGGCAGUGUUGGUUACAGAAAAGAACAGAAUUCCUUGUCAUUCAUCUGCUGCUGUAGGAGACAACAUAGUGAUGACAACUUGAUACUUAUUAAUUGAUAGUGGCAAAUUUCAAUGUGUAACCAGUAUAUGCAAAGAAGGCAUAGCUGUAUGGAGAGGAAGAAUUCUCCAAAUUUCAAUGGAACCCACUAUCUGGACCUGCCUCACUGAGAACAGAUUAAUCUUACUUAAUGUGUUGGGGAAAGAAAAGCUGCUAAUGUGACAUCAGCUGGAUGCCCAGGAGGAGACCUCAGAAGCUUCAUCUGGAGGAGAGCUGUGAAGAGCUCUGUAUUUUUGCCCCAAGUUCUGUCACAUUAAAGAAGGCUGAUUCUUGAGCAUUGUCUGUGGGAGCUCUAUUUGUCAGCCACCUCUAGGAGGAGGGAAAGUGGCCUUGAAUCAACAGUUGUUUGUAAAAAAAAAAUCUAUGAAUACUUUAAAAAAGAUAAUUCUGUGUGAAGAAGUAUUAAAUAAAAGGUGGUCAAGAAGGGAAAAGCUUUUGAAGUGAUGUAUUCAGCCUGUGAUUUCUACUUGGCACAAUUUAUUUCCUUUAAAUAAAUUUCUAUAAGACUACAAAGCUGCACAAAAGUGCAAAAUAAUUCCCUUCCUCCUCUUGUAG